Molecule: messenger RNA, 2785 nt
Organism: Momordica charantia (bitter melon)
Lineage: Eukaryota; Viridiplantae; Streptophyta; Magnoliopsida; Cucurbitales; Cucurbitaceae
Product: AP2/ERF and B3 domain-containing transcription factor At1g50680
Biological process (GO): regulation of DNA-templated transcription
Molecular function (GO): DNA binding; DNA-binding transcription factor activity
Source: RefSeq, a predicted model, not a curated record
UACGUUCAUCAUCAUACUGUCCCACUCCGCUUUCUUCUACACUACAAAUCACCGACGCUACAAUUUGCUGGAAUCAGAAUUCACACUCACACAGAGCGGCAGAAGUUGGAAAAAUGGAGAUACGAAAACGACAGAGGCAUGUCGUCAUCAUCAUCAUCAUCAUCAAUGCGGUAGAAAAAGAGAAGAAACCCUAAUUAACUGGUGCUCUCUGUUGCCGAGAGGGGUUUUGAAUUUUGCGAGAAAAUGGAAGGAAACGCGGCGUCGAAUCAAUCCGUAGAGAUCUCCAGUUUCCUCUCCCCCAAGAGAAAAACAAAAAAGGGGGUGAUUCCAGAAAUGGGUGGGUUUUAAGGUCAAUUGGUUGGGGCUGUUUCGGUGAAUGAAAUCAAAUUGGAGGGAGAGAGCAAAAGGGAAGGAGAGUGACAGAAGAGAGUGAGCACACGCUGUAGCCAAAUGUAUGAAGGGCAUACCUUUGCGGGUGCGUGCUCACUUCUCUUUCUGUCAGCUUCCCCAUCAUUUUCCCUUUCUGCUCACUUCACUGCCCACUGCCCACUGCCCGCUUAUCGAAGACCUUCCCAGUACCCCCUUUCUUUUCUUUUCCCUCUGGUCUCUGCUUCAUUUCAUGGUGUCAGUCAUGGCCAGAUGUCCAUUGCUCCAUUCCUCUAUCUUCCAACCCCCCACCACCCCUUUCGCCUUCCUGUGGACAAAUGGAACAAUAACACUGGCGGACUUCAAUGCCUCUUCAAGCGGUGCUCUUCGCUAAUUGUCAGUUUGUUCUCGACUCAUCUAAUCCAUAUACUAUUGUAUUUUUAUUAUACUGUUUCGUUCUUGCAGUUUUCCAUGGAGAAACGCGAAACGGAAACCCCCUUUUGUUUUUUUUUGACAUUGAUCUCCAUGGAAACUUGGAAGCGCGACUUUUCAUGGUCCUCUCCUGCCUCUAUUAUGAUGGUACAAACCGAUUACUGUUCAUAUUUAACGGAAAAUCCUUCGUAUAUUAUUGUUGUAUAGUGGAAAACCCUGAUUACUGUUCCCAUCUAAACCCCUAACUCCCUGCCAUGUUUUGGGGUUUUCUUUAUUUUCAUAUCGCUCGCACUGAUAUGUGUUUUUGUUAUUUAUUUAUUUAUUUUGGUUUCCUGAGAUCUGGGUUAUUCCAUAUCUGACCAGAUAUUUCUUUUAUCUUCUGUUAGAAUAUUGGAACCUGCGAGAUAUAUAUAUAUAUAUACGCAUAAUUUUUGUUGCCAGAAGAGGUUUGCAGAUUUUGUUUUGAUAUUUGCUUUCCUAAAAUGAGAAUUUCUGACCGUCGCGGGCUGCUACUUGGAGAAGAGCGCGAGGACUGAACCGACUCGAGUGCUGAAUAUGGCAAUAAUCUCUCGUUUUGGAUUCCUGAGCGAUCUGCUGUUUUCGAGUCCCAGAUAUGAAGCUUCCAAACCGGAAGUUUUCUCUAUUCUGCACUUGUUUGACGUUGGGAGGCAACAGCUUGCUUAUUGUUCCCUUCACUUUAGAUUAAUUAUCAUCACCACCAUUACCACUGUCUGGUUAAGAGAACCACCAUGAUGAAACAGGAGUGGCCAAGUAUGAUUUCAAAAAUCAGGGUGAAUGCAAUUGCAGAAGGUUCAGAUUCAAGCUGCAUCACUUGUCCAUUCCCAGCCAAUGGAUGCAGAAGACUAGGAAGGAGUUUAACCUCAAAAUUCAAGGGUGUUGUCCCUCAGCAGAAUGGCCACUGGGGUGCUCAAAUAUACGCCAAUCACCAGCGUAUUUGGCUUGGUACAUUCAAGUCGGAGAAUGAUGCAGCCAUGGCUUAUGAUAGUGCAGCCAUCAGAAUCAGAAGUGGAGACUGUCAUAGAAACUUUCCUUGGACCAAAUUUACUAUUGAAGAGCCCAACUUUCAGAAACUUUACACUACAGAAGCUUUGCUUAAUAUGUUAAAGGAUGGUUCUUAUAGAACCAAAUUUGCGGAGUAUUUGAGGGAUCGUUCUGAAAGUUCACAAUCAUCUGUAGGUCCCUCUGCUGGAAAGAUGCAUAAGAAUGGAGGGACAUCUAUUAAGCAACUUUUUCAAAAAGAGCUGACACCAAGCGAUGUUGGUAAGUUAAACCGAUUGGUCAUCCCAAAGAAAUAUGCUGUUAAAUACUUCCCUCCCAUAUCAGCCUGUGAAAAGGAAAAUGAGGAAGGUAUUAUCGAUGACGAUCGUGAUGUGCAGCUGGUAUUUUUUGACAAAAUGAUGAGACAGUGGAAAUUUCGAUACUGUUACUGGAAAAGCAGCCAGAGCUAUGUGUUUACGCGGGGUUGGAACCGAUUUGUGAAGGAAAAGCAACUGAGAGCUAAUGACACAAUAGCUUUCUACUUGUGUGAAGCAACAAAGGCAAGUGCUACUAAAACUACAUUCUGUGUGGUGGAUGUCAAAAAUCGCCACAACAGUGGCAGCUCGAUCGAGAACAAUAUCCAGAGUUGUGAAAUGCAGCUGGAUUUUUUGCGGGACGAAAUCGAGGAAUCGGUGUCGCCUAAGCAAGUAAACAAUGAGAUAAAAGAUGAUGCUGAAGUCAAGAGCUUCAAACUGUUUGGAGUGCAUAUUAAGUGAAAACGAGUUCUGUUCGUUCUUCCUCUUUACAUCAUAUUUUUUUCCUGUUAUAGGUAGUUUUUGUAGUAAUUAAACCGCAUAUCUUAAACAAAGUUCAUUUAAGGUAUGCUUGGGAGAUUCUUACUGAAACAAUGUUACCCUUAGGAGGAAUUAUUAGAAGUGAUUAUUAGUUUGUAGAACAUAUAAUUUUUUAGUAUAUGUUUGCUUAUUUA